UUGCCGCCUGCUUAACCCAACCAAAUAGUCCUAUAUUUCCAUUUGAAAAGUCUGUUGAAGUCACAACUCGAAUAAACAUUCAACAAUUCUGAAAAUUCUUGCAGAAAUUCAUCUCUUGUAGCUGAAAAUGGUUCUUGUGUGUUUUUCUUCUUCGUGGGGUUGAAAAAAAAAAGGAUUUUUAAGCUGACCCAGAUAAGUUUCUUGAUUUCUCUGUUGAUAAAUAUUGUUUUUUUCUGUUUUUAGAGAAGUUUUUUUGUUGUUCUUCUUUGUGGGCUUGAAAAAAUAGGAUUUUUAAGCUGACCCGGAUAAGUUUCUUGAUUUCUCUGUUGAUAAAUAUGGGUUUUUGUGCUUUUAGAAAAAGUUUUAAACUUUUCAGAUGGUGGGGUUUUCUCAGGCCCUUUUCUGUUAUGUUGAUUGUAGUUGUAAUGGUGGGUGUUUUACUAAUGGUACAAACAAAAAUGAAGGAUUUGAUACAGAAAAAUCGAGUUUUUGUUCAGUUUGAUGUUCAAGAGAAAGUGGAAAUGAAGAAUCUUGAACCAAUGAAGGUGCAAAAUAGGUCUAAUAAAGGUGAAAUUUUGUCAACUAGUUAUAGUCCAUAUCAUGAUUGGGAGUUAUUUGCUGCUGAUUAUGAAGAAAUGAUGAAAACCUUUAAGAUAUUUGUGUAUCCUGAUGCUUUUAUGACCAACAAGUUUUCGACUUUUUCGAGUAUUUUUCUUCCACAUACAAACCCCUUUGAUCCAAAAUUGGGAAAUUACUUUAGUGAACACAUGUUCAAGAUUGCUCUUUUGGGUAGUCCCUUUGUUACUCAGAAUCCAAAAGAGGCUCAUUUUUACUUUAUGCCCUUUUCGAUCAACGUUAUGCGAAAUCACCCUCGCGUGCAUUCUGCAUCCGCGAUUGAAGAUUUUGUUGCUGGAUAUACUGAUAGAGUUAGAUCAGAGUUUAAAUUUUGGAAUGCAUCUGGUGGUGCUGAUCAUUUUUAUGUGUACUGUCAUUCUAUUGGUCGAGAUGCUGCCUCUAAGCAUCAAGAAUUGCAUCAUAACUCAAUUCAGGUUACUUGUUCGUCCAGCUACUUUCAGAGGCUAUACAUUGCCCACAAAGACAUCGGGUUGCCUCAAGUUUGGCCUCGCCAACAUGAGGAAGUGUUGAACUCUCCAGAUGUGAGAUACAAGCUUGUGUUCUUUGCUGGUCGCGUCCAAAAUUCUCUUGCAAGACGAGAUUUAUUGGAGCUAUGGAAGAACGAUAGCUCCUUUGAUAUAUUCUCGGGGAGUUCAUCUUUCCCUUACAAGGAAGGAUUUCGGAGAAGUAGAUACUGCCUCCACGUCAAAGGUUACGAGGUGAAUACAGCUAGAGUCAGUGAUGCUAUUCAGCAUGGUUGUGUCCCUGUACUAAUUUCGAACUACUAUGAUCUUCCAUUAGCCAACAUAUUCGAUUGGAGCAAGUUCUCAAUUAUUGUUAAUGAAAGAGAUGUUCCACACUUGAAGAAGAUAUUGCUCUCUGUGCCUGAACGAACGUACCUCAACAUGUAUAAGAACCUAGGCAUCGUGAGAAGGCACUUCGCGUGGUAUAGUAGCCCGAAAAAAUACGAUUCCUUCCAUAUGACAGUAUACCAACUUUGGCUCAAAAGGGGACUACAUCGAAUCGAUUGGUGAUAUCUACUAUUUGAAACCAGUAUCUGAUUUCACCUUAGAUGACAUCUUGCAAUGUGUGUUUUAUCAUCUUAUAAUUAACUUAUGUGAUUUUGCUAGAUGUUAUCUAAAGGGGCAUAGGGGUUGUAUUUUGCUAGAUGUAGCUGUAAAUAUUUUGACGUCACAGAACAGUCUUAACAUAGUAGAAGGGUGGAGAGAAAGGGGUCGGGUCCAAUGUGUGUGUUUAACAAUUUAUCAAAAACAAUCUAUCUAUUCUCACAUACAUCCUAUCUGAACGUAGGAUAUUUUAUUAGAUCACACUCUAAUUUGUUAUUGUUCGUCUUUUAAGACUACCCAAGAACAAUAUGUUGAUAAUGUAGUGCAAGGGUUCGAAAGCUUUGACAU
Molecule: messenger RNA, 2030 nt
Organism: Solanum dulcamara
Lineage: Eukaryota; Viridiplantae; Streptophyta; Magnoliopsida; Solanales; Solanaceae
Product: probable glycosyltransferase At5g03795
Exons: 2
Coding region: 336-1649 (437 amino acids)
Molecular function (GO): glycosyltransferase activity
Source: RefSeq, a predicted model, not a curated record